Mesorhabditis belari is the source of this 393-nucleotide messenger RNA. NCBI's taxonomy places the organism in Eukaryota, Metazoa, Nematoda, Chromadorea, Rhabditida, Rhabditidae. The record is from the annotation of a GenBank genome assembly.
AUGGCGAGACAUCCAGUUCCGUUGAAAAUUGAUGACAUCAUCGGUAACAACCUCGUCGAGCCACAAGAAAUCGAUUUGGAUCUCAUCGAACAACAAGUGAAAGCGCUCAGCCAAAAGACGACCAUGACUUUCAACGAACGAAGCCACGAGAAUCAUCAAGACAAACUCGAUUUCCGUGACGCUCUCGACGGCUUGGUUACUGAAUUGACCGAACAUCGCCGCGAAAUCGAAACCAAUGAUGCAAGAGUGAAAAAGCAACUCGACGGUCUUCAACAACUUGAUAAGGACUUGGAGAAACUCGAGAAAGCCGUGAAACGAAUGGACGAAAAUGUGCUGACGACGAUGGAGAAAUGCCUCUUGGAUACGCAACAGCUCAACACGAAAAGUUAUGCC